AUGAUUGAAGUAUCUCAUAAGUCCUUAUAAUUUCAAGAAGGUCAAUUAAACCAAUUAAAGUUUAAGAUAACAAAUGUUAGUGAUGUUCCAAUUACUUUUAGAAUUAGAUGCAAUAACAAUACUAAUUAUAAAUUAGACCAUUAUAUGGGACUUAUUCACAGCCAUUAAGAUUUCGAAAACAACAUUCAAAAUUUUGAAGCAGCAGAUUUGAAAUUGCCAGGUGAUUAAUUGGAAAUUUAAUAUGCAGAGUUUUUGGAUCCAUUAUAAGAUUUGAAAGACUUUUGGAAAUCCACAUAAAGCUAAGAUCAUGUUAUGAUACCCAUAGAAGUCCUUGAUAUCUAAUAAUAGCAGAAGGAGGCUAUUUUGGCAGAAUUAAAGGUUAAAUAAUAAACAUUACAACAAGAAUUAUAAUCUAUUAAAUAAGAAUAUGUUUAAUCAUAGAAACCUGCUGUUGAGAUCAAUCACUUUAAUAAAUUAUAUAAUGGAUUUACUAUUGGCAAAUUGAUUAUUGUUAUUGCGAUAUCAUUGCUUCUUGGUAGUAUUUGUAGAUGA
Paramecium tetraurelia is the source of this 552-nucleotide messenger RNA. RefSeq lists its product as uncharacterized. The transcript is spliced from 2 exons. Lineage: Eukaryota; Ciliophora; Oligohymenophorea; Peniculida; Parameciidae. The record is from RefSeq and is a predicted model, not a curated record.